AUGCCGCCACCGCCGCUUCCGCAGCGCCGCGCGACGCGCCCGCGCCCCAUCCGCCGCAGGGUGUUCGUCCGAUCGUCGGACACCCUAGAGGCCAUCAUCGCGUCGGGCCAGGCGACUCUCGCCGCCCGCGCUGCAGCAGCCCUGCACAGCCCGGCAGUAGGCGCCGGCGAAGAGUCCUUCGCCGCGAGCCCACUCGCACUUUCGCCGGCUCCAUCCUCCCCGGCCUCAUCGCUGCCGGCCAUCGCUUGGCCGACUAGCUCAGCCGACCCGCGUGCCGCCGACCCGCGCACGCCCGCGCCCCGCGCCGAUCUCCGCGCCGUGGCGCCUCACCACGACCCGCGCGCGGCCGCGCCGCCCGUCGAGGCCCGCGCCGCGCCGUCCCGCGCCGACUCACGCGUCGACCCGAGAGCGGCCGCGUCCCGCGCUGACGUGAGCGCCGCCCCGCGCGCCGUACCCGCGACAACACCGACCGCCGCGCCGCGCGCAGCGCUCCAAUCCGCCGCGCCGGCGACGCUAUCUCCGUCGCCGCACGCGCCGCGCUUCCCGGCCCCACAGCACAACAUUGCUGUGGGCCGUUUUCCCUCCCCGCCGCAGAGGAGAGGGGAGAAAACCGGCUGUCCGCGUGGAGGACUACACAGCUCGCCCGGUGUGGACGGACGUAACGACACUCGCUAG
This is a messenger RNA of Maniola jurtina (meadow brown), 675 nucleotides long. RefSeq names its product atherin-like. Lineage: Eukaryota; Metazoa; Arthropoda; Insecta; Lepidoptera; Nymphalidae. The record is from RefSeq and is a predicted model, not a curated record. The transcript has a single exon. The coding region runs from base 1 to 675 and encodes 224 amino acids.